CACAGCUGCCAGUUUCCAGGACAUAAAGGCAUGAAGUAAUUGUUGUUUCUUAUGUAAUCAAUUCUGCUUUUAUCUCCCACAGAACUGUUUAAUUAAAAUGGAAGAGAAUGGGUACACAGGAGUUUUGGGUGACUUUGGGCUGGCAGAGAAAAUCCCUGAUAGCACAAAUGUAGAAAAGUUGUCAGUGGUUGGAUCACCUUUUUGGAUGGCUCCAGAGGUACUUCAUAGUGAACAUUAUAAUGAAAAGGCAGACGUGUUUUCGUACGGCAUUAUUCUAUGUGAAAUUAUUGCCAGAGUACAAGCUGAUCCUGACUGUCUCCCUCGGACAGUGAACUUUGGAUUAGACUAUGAUGCAUUUCAGAACAUGGUUGGGGACUGUCCACCCAGCUUUCUUCAGCUUGCCUUCAACUGUUGCAAUGUGAGUAAAAUAUGGUAA
Rhincodon typus (whale shark) is the source of this 436-nucleotide messenger RNA. Its product is annotated as testis associated actin remodelling kinase 2. Gene Ontology annotation, cellular component: nucleus; cytoplasm. The transcript is spliced from 4 exons. Gene Ontology annotation, biological process: actin cytoskeleton organization; protein phosphorylation. Lineage: Eukaryota; Metazoa; Chordata; Chondrichthyes; Orectolobiformes; Rhincodontidae. The record is from RefSeq and is a predicted model, not a curated record. The coding region runs from base 98 to 436 and encodes 112 amino acids. Gene Ontology annotation, molecular function: ATP binding; protein serine/threonine kinase activity.